Messenger RNA from Labeo rohita (rohu), 760 nucleotides. RefSeq names its product cyclin I family, member 2 (gene ccni2). Gene Ontology annotation, biological process: mitotic cell cycle phase transition; regulation of cyclin-dependent protein serine/threonine kinase activity. The transcript is spliced from 6 exons. Lineage: Eukaryota; Metazoa; Chordata; Actinopteri; Cypriniformes; Cyprinidae. The record is from RefSeq and is a predicted model, not a curated record. Gene Ontology annotation, cellular component: nucleus; cytoplasm; cyclin-dependent protein kinase holoenzyme complex. Bases 200 to 679 code for a protein of 159 amino acids. Gene Ontology annotation, molecular function: cyclin-dependent protein serine/threonine kinase regulator activity.
CUGAGAGUAACUGUUGUCGCCUUGUACGAGUUUUCUUUUCCUACAUUUUCUAAAGGUGAUUCUAACUCGACAUUCCGUGAUGCGGCAUAUGGAGGAAUGAGUUUUUCCACAUUUAUGCAGCGGACCCCAAUGACAGAAGUCGUGUUUUCUUUUUCAAAGGCAUUACUUCCAGUGGAAAAGGCUAGUUUCCAAUCCAGCCAUGAAACCGCCUGGCGAAAAACAGAAUCAGAGACUGGGCACUUUGUUGCUCAACACCCUGGCAAGAGAAAUGCGUCUUUGGAGAGCUCCGGUCCUUAAGAGCGGUUGCAUUCAGGGUUCAGAUAUCAGCCCAACCCAGUACCAUGAGGUGAUCGUGUGGUUGCGUGAAAUGAACGGCGUAUUCCAGUUUUCCUCAGAGACAUUUGCUUUGGGAGUCUGUGUUCUUAACAGCCUGCUUGCAACAGUCAAAACUCAGCUGAAAUACCUCAAAUGCAUGGCCAUCACCUCUCUGAUCCUUGCUGCAAAAAUCAACGAGGAGGAUGAGGUGAUUGCAUCGGUUAAAGACUUGCUGGAGCAAAGCAGAUGCAAAUUCUCAACAGCUGAGAUUCUUCGCAUGGAGCGAGUCAUAUUAAACAAGCUGCACUGGGACCUUUACAUGGCCACGCCGAUGGAUUUCAUUCACAUUGUGAGUAGCGACUGAUGCAUCAUCAGAAAUUAUACAACCCUGCUGCAGAUGUUAGCAAAAACUGAUUUUUGGUCCUUGACAUUGUGCAUGUGAAAA